Aspergillus heteromorphus CBS 117.55 is the source of this 741-nucleotide messenger RNA. RefSeq lists its product as uncharacterized. The coding region runs from base 104 to 637 and encodes 177 amino acids. NCBI's taxonomy places the organism in Eukaryota, Fungi, Ascomycota, Eurotiomycetes, Eurotiales, Aspergillaceae. The record is from RefSeq and is a predicted model, not a curated record. The transcript has a single exon.
AUCCUUUACGAUGCUGCCUUCCCGAAUAUUGGAUCCUCUGCAGGUCGCUCAUCCCGCUGUCAGCCACCACUUCACCCCAAACCCAACCGAGUAAGAGCGCGGGAUGCGAGGGCUAUCCCGCCGGUCACAUGGAGGAGGAUGCUGCUGCCCGGGGGACGAUCGGGAUUCAUCCCAUUGCUCUAAACUCUAUAGUCUGUCUACGCCCGACGCGCAGGCAACGGCUAUUUUUUUGCCUAUCUGGCUUGGAACCCGGGCGAGAGGGACGAAACAAGACGGACGGGGCGGACCUGAUGUUUCGCCCGGUGGCAUCUUGAGGCCGGGCGCCGCUGUUCAUUCUGCCCAAAUAUCUGGAUCACCUCCUGUUUAUCACCGGCGCCUCAAUCUUUGGGAAACCCCGGAGUCCGGAGUAACACACUGGCUGCUCGAGGCGAUGUCGCAGAUAUCUAUGUACUGUGCAGAGAAUCAUGUCGGGGUAAGUGAGUCAGUCAGAUGGGAGGGAGGUUUCAUUCACAUUCAACGAACGAACGGCAGGACGAACAAGCCCUGCCUUUCCCUCGGCUCCGAUUUGCUGUGCCCGUCCAUCGUAUUCGCCCAACGUGAAUGGCCUGGAAUCCUUCCCUCGAGGACGGCAGGCUAGUCUGGGAACUGGGAAGGACUCCGUACGGAGUACCUACACUCGGACCAGCACCCAAACUGACGGUGAGGUAGUAGGUAGUAGGGAGAGGGAGAGGGAGAGGGAGA